AAGGUUUUCUUAUGAAAUGAGUACGGAUCGGUGUGAUUAGUUUUUACGGUAGUUUUAUUCGUACAGAAUAGAUAUAAGUUCCUGUCCUGUAAAUAAACAAGAAAUUAUAGAAGGACGUCUUCGUAAGGGCAAUAAGUCAUAAUUGCAAUGGCAGCUUCAUUAUCAAUUUUAAAAGGAGUACGGCGACUUAAUGUUUUACAGUCAGCAAGUGUUAUACGUAAUUUUUCUGUUACCUCUAAAUUAUGUAUCAGACCUGAUGCAGGGAAUAAACCUGAUGCUUCACCAGAAGAAGUUCGUUUGGUUGAAGAGAGAAAGAAAUUGCGUCGAGCAUUGAGGCAAGAAUACUUGAGGAAGCUAACUGAUCCCUAUGGUACUGAUCCCAUUGUGUUUGAUCCUGCUGUGCAAAGGUAUUAUUCAAUGCAUAUGACUAUGACAGAAAGAUUCAUCCCUACAUUUAAGAAUUGGCUGAAGUACAUGUUUUCUAUUAUUGUGCCAAUUGUAGCCUAUGGUUUAUUCCUUAAAAAUUCAAAAGCCAAGUUUGAAAGAAAGUGCAGGACGGGAGAACUUGAGUACAAAGAUCGCAUCUGGCGCCAUCAGUAAUUAGCCUGAUUAUUUCAAAAUGUAUGCAAUUUGUUAUCUAGAUUUUUUCUUUAGAAUAAAAUAUUUCCUCUCUA
Parasteatoda tepidariorum (common house spider) is the source of this 674-nucleotide messenger RNA. RefSeq names its product NADH dehydrogenase (ubiquinone) B15 subunit (gene ND-B15). Gene Ontology annotation, cellular component: respiratory chain complex I; mitochondrion. The record is from RefSeq and is a predicted model, not a curated record. NCBI's taxonomy places the organism in Eukaryota, Metazoa, Arthropoda, Arachnida, Araneae, Theridiidae.